UUUGACACUGACAACUUUAAAACCUAAUUUAAAACACGUUGUUUUUGUUCAACACAAAUCUGUAUUUCGUUAUUUAUAACUUAAAAUACAAUUAAUUUGUGAUUGUAAAAUUAAAAUGUUUAAAAUACCGAAGUGGGAAGAAGACGUCCCGAAGACCAAUAUUAACUUUGGUAGUGUUGUAAAGAAGAAAAAAGGCAAAGAUUUUGAUAAGCCACAACUUGAAAACAGUCCAGACAAACCAGUGGAACAAAAUAGUAAUAAAAUAAUUUCAAAGAAAAAUAAACAGAGAAAUGUAUUUUCUGUUACAAAUAUUGAGAUGCAAAAAAGUAGUAAUAACAAAAAUAAAGGAAAUGCAAUAUUAAAUAAAAAUAAUUCACAAGCUGGUAAUAAUUUAAAUGCAAGCAUUCAAAAUCCCAGAUCUGAUGAAAUAUUACCGAAUUCUAAUAAAAGGAAACAUAAUGAAAUAGUUGGCAAUGAUGAUAGUGCACAGCCUCCAGUAUCUAAGAAAAAGAGGAGAAAAAAGAAAAAUAAACAUGACCUGCACACUAUACAUGAUAAUAAUGACGCUGUUGAUGCAUCCAAUGUUGCUGCAAAAUUAAAGAAACUUGAAACGAAUUUUAAAGAAAGUAUAAGUACUAAAAGUAAAUCAAAACUUAAUGAACCUAAAACAAAAUUCAAAUCAGUAAAUGGGAACAUUCAACAAAAAGAGUCUACAACUGUUUCUAAUGAAAAUGUAACUAAUGUUGAACAUAAAAGAUCUAAAAAGCGGAAAAAAAGAAAUAAAUCUGAUUCAGACAAUUUUUCUGAACCUAAAGAUGAAAGUCAAAUUAACUUGAAAUCAAUGAAUGAUACUUCAAAUACAGUUAGUAAUUCUUUUACUAAUGGUCAAGUUACUAAUAGGAUAAAAUUAAACAGUAAAAAAGAAAAAUUGAAGAAGAUUCUUGCAUUAAAUAAUAAUAGAAAAGAAAUUGAUGUCACCAACAAAGGCAGUCAACUGAGACAAAGGAUGCUGGAGAAAUUGAAAGCGGCACAAUUUAGAUAUCUGAAUGAGAAGCUGUAUACAUCAUCAGGCUCUGAAGCCAAGCAGCUUUUCCAAAAUGAUCCCGACGCCUUCCAGACUUAUCAUCAAGGUUAUCAGCUUCAGGUUAAGAAAUGGCCUGUGAAUCCGCUCGAUGUUAUUGUCACAAGAAUUUUAAAAAUGCCGAAGUCCUACACUAUCGCAGACAUGGGGUGCGGGGAAGCAGCAUUGUCUAAGCGAGUCCCGCAGAGCGUACGGUCGUUCGACCUGGUGGCCAGUGCGGACGGAGUGGAGGCGUGCGACAUGGCGCACACGCCGCUGCUGGCCGGCUCCACCGACGUCGCCGUCUACUGCCUCGCGCUCAUGGGCACCGACCUCACGCAGUACCUAGUCGAGGCUAACCGCGUCUUGAAGAUGGGUGGCCACCUACUGAUAGCAGAGGUAGAGAGUCGGUUCGAUAAAGUGGACGACUUCACGUCGGAAGUACAGAAACUUGGUUUUAAACUGAAAAAAUUGGACAGCAGCCACAAGGUGUUCUUCUUUAUGGAAUUCAUCAAGAUUAGAGAGCCGCCGGUGAAGAAAUCCAAACUACCCGCAAUAUCGUUAAAACCAUGUUUAUAUAAGAGACGGUGA
Molecule: messenger RNA, 1651 nt
Organism: Galleria mellonella (greater wax moth)
Lineage: Eukaryota; Metazoa; Arthropoda; Insecta; Lepidoptera; Pyralidae
Product: ribosomal RNA-processing protein 8
Exons: 5
Coding region: 116-1651 (511 amino acids)
Biological process (GO): regulation of transcription by glucose; cellular response to glucose starvation; rDNA heterochromatin formation
Cellular component (GO): nucleolus; chromatin silencing complex; rDNA heterochromatin
Molecular function (GO): methyltransferase activity
Source: RefSeq, a predicted model, not a curated record